UUAGUAAAUGCUUCGAAUCGUCCAUGAUCAACAUCAAAUAACUUUAACAAAUUUGCCUGAAAGAAUCACGAAUUAAGGAUAAUUAAAAUCAAAUUCUUCUCAAGGAAUAAUCAAGGUAUCGUUCAUUAUAAGCAAUCAAUUGAUAGUCGCCCAUACAGAAGGGUUCAUGCUUCAGGUGUUGCCCGUUUUGCUCAAAACUCCCCCCGAAAAGCUCAUAUGUUCCAUAUUUCGGGACACGUGACACCGUCAUACAUGUGAUACGCCAGCCGAAAAUCUGUCACCUGGUCACAAAACUUUCCUCCCCGGAAACAAUAACAAUUCUUCUGCGUACAAAACUUUUCCCCCAAAACGAUGUAAACAAUCUUCACCGGCAUCUGCUAUGGCUGGCACACGGCUCUGCAUACCAAUAGCGCUUACAGACAACGACGACGACGAGCGCCCGAGCUAAUACUGCAUUGAGCCAAAGGGGGGAAAUAUUUGUAACAAUGCCUCCUCCACCACCAAUCUGGAACUUCCUCCCGGGGAAAAUAGUUUACUUCCGCGCCUCAUUACCACCCGAGCGGCAAGCGGACAAAACCACCGGUACCAACUGCGCCAUUUUCGAUGACGUAAAUCGAGCCCUUCGGUUCGGGUUGCGGCCCACGCAAACUACGAGGGUGGGAAAUGGGAAUCCGUCCUGUGGGCCGAAUGUGGUGGGUAUAUGCUUUUUGUUGUUCUCCGUCGCGACCACUCGGCAUUGUCCACCGUCAUUCACCGAAAAUUGUGUGAACACCUUCGCCCGUGUGCGUGAGUGUUGGUGAGCCGUCUGCGAACGAAUGUGUCACCCGUGAAAGCUCCCAUUCUUCGGCGGACUGCUGCUGCUGCUGCUGCUGCUACUGGCUGGCUGAUUCGUCCCGGACAGUCUUGUUUGGUGUGGUGAGCACACGGUUUACACGAUUGACCGGGUUUUUCCGGUUACCCUCCAUCGGCCAUCCCGUCGCUCCCGCACGCGAACGUAGUAUUACGUACAAAGGAAAGGAAAUCCUAUGCGCAGCUCAUUCAAGUUCAUGGCUGCGAAUACUACACCAUGGCAGAAGAGGGUGGUGUAUUUGGAUAAGGAUUCGACCGCUCUUCAGCGUAGCCUCGUAAAACACCCCUGAAAAGCAACUUUGUUUCGGUACGUGAAUGACGCUGGUGCAUGUGCAUGUGCGCUGGGCGAUGCAAUGUCGGUGGCGACAAACUCGGGAGAACCUCACCAAACAGUCCGAUGCAUUGUGCUGUAGUGUGUAGAUGGUUUUUCCCUGUGAGUCCGUUAGCUCUUACCAAGAAUCGGUUAACCUUAAUAGUAACAAUAGCUACGUUAAGAGUUCUAAUAGUGCAGAAUAUGACACUAGAAACGGAAUAGUUUCUCACACAAAUAGAGCAGGCAUUUGCAGGCUCUUUCCCGGAGGCGAGCCGUGGAGUGUGUUUGUAAAUAUGUGCGGUACGUUAGUGCGUGGGUAAUUCCUUCUCCGAACUGGGAGAAGGUGUGUAGCCAAGCCAAGCCAAACCAAGAAUCAAAGAAGGCUGUCGCGAAGCCUUCAUUGAAAUGCAAUCAGUGAAAGAAGGAGCAAUAUCAAGCAACGAAAACAGGAUUCCGGAGUGUUCGUGCAGUAUAUGUGUGUAGCAGCGUUUGUGCUGCUACGGAACAUCCCCUUAAAACCUGUGCCCUGUCAGUGGUAGCAGAUACUCCCCCUGGCUGGCUCGAAGUGGUGAUUUACAUAUUAUGAUUUAACGGGCACCGAUCAUGGCCAUGGUAAUAAGGAAAGAAGCGCACAACCAACCGACCGAACCCAUCGGUACGUGAUCGAAACGAGUGCUCGAAAUCACUGUGGGCAAAGUUGCUGAGGACCAGCCAAACAAUCUGUCCCACUGUCGGAGUUGGAAUCAGGGAAAUUGUUUUCUCGUCCCCCGUUUACGAGCGUCAGGUGCUAGUGCUCGGAAAAGAGUACCCGAGCGUAUGGCGAAUGAAAUUGCGACACGGAGCAGUAGCUAGUGGCCCACGGUAUCAGCCUUGCAGCGUAUGAACAGUCACGAGAGUGUCCAAAGCCAGUACUGAUCGUUGAAGCCACGAACACGUUGACGAUCGGUGGUGACCGAUCGCUGGGGAGGGACAGCGCACCGGGAACGCUUAUGGGAACUCUAACGACCUCCUCGACGGCAUCAAGCUUUCCGCUAGUGAAGUCCAAAAUCGCAGGCACCAACUAUGAAGAGGAAACGACUGAAACCCGCUCGAUGACGGAGCGCAGCGGCCGAACAGACUCUAGCGGACGUUCGGCAGCACUCGAGCGAGCCUACGUGCACGACGUUUACGAAAACUGCGAGGAACCGAACGGACAGAUCCGGCCGAAGGUGGCCCAAUUUCUCGGCGGGCUCGAACCGGGUUCGCUUGUCUGUGAUGUCGGCUGCGGGAACGGCCGAUACCUGUCCGGGUUCAAUCCACUCAUCUACACGAUCGGUGUCGACCGGUGCUAUCGGCUGACACAGGUUGCCCACGGGAAAGGCGGUGAAGUAGCGAUAUGUGAUAAUCUCGAACUGCCAUUCCGUGACGAGUCGUUCGAUGCGGUCCUCUCGCUAGCGGUAGUGCACCACUUUGCCACGACGGAACGACGCGUCGGUGCGAUUCGCGAACUGGCACGCAUCCUCCGCAUUGGUGGCCGAGUCAUCAUCACCGUGUGGGCACUGGAGCAACGACACCGACGGUUCGAAUCGCAGGAUGUGCUGGUCCCGUGGCAACCACCGCGCACCAAAACGGGUGGCAUCUCGGACGACGAAGAUGACGACGACUUUUUGCCACCGUACCACGCGUACACGGAGGACUCGACCAACUCGAGCCGGUCGGCCGGUGACGGCGAUAGCUCCAGCUUGUCCUCCUCAUCGCCCGGUGAAACGUGCUACAGCUUCGUGCGGCGUGCAAUACAGAAACUCGCCGGCAGUAAGCGCAGUCCGUGGUUCCUGGAGUCGUGGAGCUCGCGGGAAACGAAACACGACAGCAGCCUCGACUACGAGGACGCGAAGGAUUUGCCCAUCGAGCUCAGGCGGCUGGAGGACUUCGACGACCUGCCGGAGCCGCCGCUGUCCGCUGGGCUCAAGAGCCGGAGUCUAGGUAGUAUACUAAAUCCACCACCAAAAACCAUAGUUAGAUCACGUUCAAGUGUACCAAGUUUAGGUGCUCAAAUACCUGAAUCGAAAGCGACCCCCGCCGCGGAACCGACGCCAGUGUCCCGCCGACCAAAGCUUGUCAAACAGAAACAGUCGCUGUGCGACGAUGUGGACUACAAGUUUACCGAGUCCUCCGCACAGGCGUACCGCGAGCACGCGCUGCGCAACGAAUCGCGCGUCCAGCUGCUGCGCAAGCAGAGCUCGCUGAACGAGGAGCUGAUGGCCGAAAGCCGGUUGCGCGAGAAGGAGCGCAUCCGGAAGCGCAUACAGAAGCAAAUAUCGCUGAACGAAAGCUUCCUGUGCCGGUCCCUGUUUACCAAGCGGCUGCAGGUCAUCAAGGAGGGUUUCGCGACCAAGCUUAAAACGUCGACCGGCAGCCUCGAGCGGGUCACGAAGAAUGGGUUCGUUAAGAUCAUACAGAACAUAAAGGCGGCAACGCCGGCCGCGUAUCAUGGUGGACCGGCUGGCAGUAGUGGUACCGGUGGUGGCCAUCCGCAUCACCAUCACCAUCAUCACCCUUACCAUCACCAUCAUCAUCCGCACCACCAUCAUCACCAUCAUCACCAACCACACCACCAGCAUCACGCCAGUCCGCACGGGGCGCCUAGCGGCCGGCCACCGUACUGUUACGAGCCGGGUGGUGACUGUGGCCCGUGCCCGGGCGGAUGCUGCCUGGCCGGGAUGCAUCCCGAGCACGGUGGGACGGGUCGGUACGGGGGCUCGACCGGUGGACACCACCGGCUGUCGCGCAAUAAUUCUGCCAGCGGCAGCGGUACCAGCAGCAACGGUAGCAAUGGCAACGGUAUCAAUGGCAACGGCAGCAAUGGCAAUGGCUCGAUCGGGCACGACAAGCUCCUGGCGUCGAUGGGCAGCAGCCAGGACGAGGCGUCCAAACCGAGGCGACACUCGAGGGAAAGCGGUUCCGACAGUUUUCGUUCUACUUUCAUUAAACGACAACGUUUUGCGGAUUCGUCCAAGGACAGUAGUCUUCAAAGUGAUACCAGUAUCGAGUCGGAGGAUAGUUUUGCAUCUGUGAUUUACAUUCCUAAACCAGACCAACAACAGCAGCCAACCCAGCAGCAGCAGCAAGUGCAAUCGAACGGUGGCUGUGGAGUAGUAGCCGGUGGUAGUAAUGGCAGUAGUGCGUGUAGCGGCGGUAAUGGUGCUAACGGUGGCACGAACAGUGUGUCCGAUUUCUUCAGCCCUGGAGCAGCGAUAAACUGCAUGCCUUCCUCAUCAGUGCCAACCUCUCCAUUGGUGAUGCCUUGCCCAACACCGGCCCACUCACCGGCGCCUCCACGCACCAAAUCCGGCUGUGUGGCUGCCGCUUCCGAACCGGCCGACGGCCACACCAGCUUCAGUUCGGUGUCAAACGGAGGCAGCAAUCAAUUCACGUUCGAGGAAACCGUCAUACUACCGUGGCAGCUUGAGCAGCAAGAGUCCACGGUGAAGGAACCGACGGCGACGAGCGAUGCUCCAAUGUCCAAUGUUGUACCAGCAGUUCGCGAUACAUCCGCUUGCUCAAAGUCUACAUCUAACAGCUCCACUACGACCACCACCACAGCAUCCAGUACCUGCUCAGGUAAAGCUGCUGCAUCAUCCGGAACGGGGAGUAGAAGGAAUUCCAACCAAGAGGGUGUAUCCCCACAGAAGGCAGGCUCGCAGAGCAAGAUCACACGGCAGCAGAUCAAGGAUCUGCCACCGAUACCGAAGUUCCGUCGCAGCGGCAACUAUCCCAUACUGCGCCGGCAAACAUCGGCCGCCGCUGGCACCAGCACAGCGGCGCCCGUACCAGUGCCAAAGCUUCUUUCGCUCGAACUGUUCAACCCGGAGACGGACGAUCUCGACAGUGACUCGAGCGAACCAUCCUCACCGGACUCGAUCGACAGUGUGAUCAGUGCACUGAGACCAUCGCUAUCUCCCCUACCCGCUACCGGCUAUUCCGCCAACAACCCACACAAACCACAUCCCAGUGGGUCCGAUGCGUCCGAGAGUGCUGCUGCCGCUGUUCCUGUUGGAGUCCCAUCAAUACCGCCGCUUGUAGAAGCGGCUGCUGUUGUAGCGCACAAGCUGGAAGAUGUAGUGGACAUGGCCAUUCCCGAACGGCUCGGUGCGGAUGGGAAACCGUUACGCUUCAACGGCCUACUGAACUCCACCACCAGCUCAACCGCACUACACAUUGCCGAUGUGGAUGAACACAACUCACGCCAACAGCUGGUGGACUUUGCGGAGAAACUAAGUGCUCAGCUGCUGAAGGAGCUGGAAAACGAAAAGAAGCGUAACGAAAGCUUCGAUGAGGAUGACGACGUGUUUGGUGUGGAUUCGAGAGUUCGGCCUGCGAUCGGUUCACCACCGAUUAUUGAUCCCUAUCUGAAGAAGCUGAACGGUGAUCUGCGCGAUCUCAAUCAACUGCGGGCGGAGCUGCGAGAGCGAAGACUUAUGCUGGCAAACCUGUCGAACAUGGGAUCAGGCGUAGGGUUGAGUGGUCAGUUUGGGGGUAGCAAUGAUUCGCUCGGUCCCAGCUACGGUUCCUCGAUGGCUCCGAUCAUCCAAGAAGAAACGGACGAUGAUGAAGAAUUUAACGAGCUGGAGGAUCGUCGAUGCAAUGGAGUGGAGAGUGGACAGCCUGCCGGUGGUUCGAGCGCGCUGAAGGUAACAUCCAGCAUCAAGUGUAAGAAUCUCGGUGGCAAAACGGUGGACGACUUUGUCAUCAUACCGGAGCUGGACGAAGACGACCCGGAACUGUCCAACGAUACGGCUUUGCUAAUACAGGAAGAGGAUAGCUCCGAGGAGCAUCUUCACACGUCCGCUGGUGGUGCGACUGUCCACGGUGCAGCAAGCGGCAGUACACUCGACAGCUACAGCCGACGCUGCAAGGUGCCUACUUAUGCCAGUGCGAAGCCGCUGGCGGGCGGCGACAGCCAGCCAGGUGGUAGCAGUAGUAGCAGUAACAGUAGCAGCAGUAAAGACACCGCCACCGAUCACUGCAGCCGGUGGAACAACUGUGUGCCGCAGCAGUCGAUCGCUCCCCACAGCACAACGUUAACAACGACCACGACAACGACGACGGCUACGAUGCAACCGUCAACGUCAAGCACCCUGGCAGCGGGUCUCAGCACGGGAGGUACCGGACCCUCGGCACAUAUCCCUGGACCGCCCAGCACGGCAGGGCUCUCGAUCUGUGGUGAGCGCAAACCCCUGUCGGCGACAAAGAAAUCCUCAAUGCCCUCCUUUGAAUCUCACGCCAGUGUGGACUCGUGGGCCCACUCCACCAGUACCGCCUCCCUGGACAGCCCUUCGAUCGGCGGUUCGGCGACGCACCAUCGAUAUUAUCACGUGUUCCGGGAGGGAGAGCUAGACGCGCUGAUCAAUCAUCACGUGACCAGCCUGCACAUCGUUUCCUCGUACUACGAACGGGCGUCCUGGUGUGUGGUCGCGGAAAAAGUACACGUAUGGACAAUUUAGAAACUGCUGCUAAUGCGGUGUAACGUGUCGGGUGUAACGGUUUUUCGUUUCAAACAUUUGACAGCUCGAUGACAGAUGCCUUUUUCUGCUGUCAAAAUUAAAAAAAAACAUCAGUUACAAAAGCAAGCGAAACCUUAUAACAGUUUAGUUUCAUCGCUCACAAUAUUAUGAUUUUGCUAAUCAACUUUAUCGAUUCUGAGUUUGCAAACGAGCAAAAAAAAAACCGGCAACGAAAACAAAUGAAUCGAAAACUAACCAUACUGACCUAAAUGUGUAAGCGCAACUAAAAGAAAACGAAACGAUCAGCAUUUUCUCUACUCUCAUUCAACAACCCCCUGAAAAUAUGGAGGCAUCGCGUAGAAAGAAAAAUGGGACGAAAAUAAAGCCGCGAUCGCGACCUGAUGGGGAGUUCGCAUUGACAGGUACUGUAUUACUUAAAAAUAAUCUCUGUGAUUGAUCUAUAUUGACUUGAAAACAUUAGUAUUAGAACAAGAGAGCGCGAGAGAGAACGAGAGAGUGCGAGAGAGAGAGUGACGGGUGAACCAUAAUAAUACAACUAAUAAUAUUACUACACGUAUCGUAUACUACGAGAUAUGUUGAUAAACGAUGUUAAACAAAACACACGCAAGAGAAGAGAAUUAAAAAAUACAAUUCCAACGAACCGGGUGAGAUAGCAGCAAGUAGAUAUUGAAAAAUAGCUCUUACGUUGCUCUUAAGUUGCUGGAUUGGAAUUUGGCGUGUAACUAAAGCUGUAAAAUUAAAUCAGAACCACAUCUUCGAGUUCGACUCUUCUUGACUUCAUGUUUCACUAGGCGAUCAUAUAAAUUUAAGAUGUGAAAAAUUUCUAUUCUAUUGGUUUGAGUUUUUUUUUAUCUAAUUUUGAAGAAUAUCGGAAUAUUUGUGAAUAAUUCUUCUUGCAUUAUUGUUAACGAAUACAACCCCAUAGUUAUAAGAAUUUAGGAUUAUCUUCUCAUUCAUCGAACGCUGAUCGUCGUCCAUAGGCGAUCGAAGGAUUACAACAACGUGUAGCAGUUGAUUUCAUAAUUUAUUUUUCCUUAUCUCAAUUAAGCAUUUCUCAUGUCUUUUCAGCUGCAAUUCAACUGCAAAACCCCAUUCAUUCACGAGUUUCCGAGCUCAUAUACACAGUGUUAAACUUUGAAGAACCAAUUUGUAAAAAAAACAGCAACAAGCGCCUAUGAAACGAUUGUUAUCUACGAGAAACGAUUUACUCUUCUACUGCUGCUGCUUAGGCUAAAAGUUUGAGUUUUUGUAUAAAAAAGGGCACACAAAACAGGCAUCUCUUGUACACACGAGACUUUAAAGCGAGCUAAUGCAAUUUCUUUACGUAUUUUACGCUAUGACAUAUCAUUUCCUAUCCCGCGCUCGAUCGUGGGAUCUGAUCGCUGUUUGGUUGUUACAUUGCUAGACUUUUUACUUUAAUUUAGCGAAUCCUCAAACGAAGCUACCUGCUAGCAAAGGAAACAGUAUGGCCUAUCGUUCUCUUUUCGAGCGUAAAGCUCGCCUAGGAAUAGUAACUAGUUAAAGCCGAUCAUUUCCGCUGUUCACUGUAAGAAGAUGCACAAAUCCAGUAAAAAUUUUUCCCGCUGAGAAGAUACUGGUACUGGUACAUAAAUGGUGAUGCAGUUAUACGAAUUAAAGGUUAAUAAAGCUAAGCUAAAAACGUACUGACGAGGCAUUUUCCGUUCCGACAAACCUCUAUGCGCUCAAACUCAAUCCUUUCUUUUUUCGCCUUACUUCUUUGUGACAAAUAAAUAUGAAUAACAAUCAUAUCAAUCAACGCCCACAAAACUAUUAAUCCACAAACAAUAAAACCGAUCCACAGAGAAUAAAACCACUCGCAGAGCCAAAGAAUCGAUCGACCAGGUGCAAAAAUGGCGAACAAAACCAAUGUCUCAAAGCAAGUAGUAAAAUAGUAAAACGCACAGACAGACGCAGAACCCGUUUACAAACCUAGCCCCACAAAACUAUACAAAUCGCAUCGCGAGUGCAUAAUCACUACAGAACCCAGCAAGUAUUACCAACCACAAUCAAAGAUGAAAAUUUUGAAGGUUUUAAUUUUAUAAAGCUUUUUUUUUAGUUUAACUCCUCUCUAUUUUGUUGGCCAAUUUAGACGAUCGUGUAAUUAAAAUAAAAAAAAGCCAUUGUAUAAAUCUCCUCCAUCUCCUCCAUUGGUAAAUUGAGAAGAAUCUUAAGAAUUUCGAACAAUAAUCAGUAGCAUUUUUACUCUUGAUCGAGUUUUAUUACAUGCUUUACUUGUAGCGUGACUAAGUGAUCGAGCAGAGGAAACAGCAAGCAGAAGGUGUGCAUGUUUUUUGGGUUAGUUUUUCCUUUUUGGUCCUUUUUGAAGUAUUUGUACAGUGAAGAGGAUCACUUCUUUACCUUUAACAGUUUAAAUGUCUUUUACUAUUUCAUAUGAUUUUUUUUACGGCAAACAAACCCCUUACAAUCACUUGGAAAUUUAAAUACAAAAUCCUUGAUUUAUGAUAAAUGUUAUGAUCAGUAGCAUUUAAAAACGAAAGCUCGCGUAUAACGAGUUUCCGAUUAGUGGAUGUAUAAAACCAAGCAAAAAAAAAACAAGAAAAACCUAGACCAUAAACUCCGAAACCCUGUACAUUUUAGCUAAAUGAAAACGAAUUACUAACGAGGGGUGGAAGAAAAAAAAACCACAUCGGUAUCGGACGACACAAGAAACUCUGGAUAAAGAUCAUGGGAGAAAGCAUUGGUAGAGGAAGUACCGUGGAAGGAAGUAAUCGAAAUGGUGAUUAAUUUUUCUUUCCUUUCUAAAUAUGAGCUAAAGAAAAAAAACCCCUAUUCAUCAGCGGAGUAUGAAUUAUACUAAAUCUAAUCUUGAAUAGCAAGCUUUCGCAUCGAGAUUAAAUUCGAGACUCGUUCGUACUUAUGUUGAAGGGAGAAAGAAAAAAACAUGGCAACAAUAUAAAAAACAUACAGGAAACAGUGCAGCGAAACCUAACUCAACUCAACGAUUAACAAUGGAAAGAAAAGGGAAAAAUCCUUCUCAACAGACCACAAACAUGCAGCCGCCUUAUGCGGGUGGCCUCUGCCCUAACAAACACGCUCUACUACGCUCUACUACAUUAUAUGCCUUUUAGCUGUAGACGCGGUUACCGAUCAUAUUUUAUCCGUUCAUGAGUGAUCGUACGAUUUACUUUCCCGUUUUGCCAUGCGAUGCGGAAAAGGGGUUUCUAACUCUUGCGCGCGUAAUUAGUUUAAGAGAAAACUAAGAAACCCCACAAGAAACUAUAACCCCAAACUAGGAUUCGCGAUACUAACAAAUAAAGAGAAGCGAGACGUCUAUCAUCUGAAGAAGUAAAGACAAAACACACACUCACACAUUCACUCACUCACAAACACAGUGUAGCGAACCAAGGAGAAAAGAAAACCUUAAAAAAGCUAUAAGUAAUGUUAAACUAAUUUGAAACUAAUCGAAUGAAUCUAGCUAAAAUUAAUGCAUUACCGAAGCGGCACCGAACAAAGUGAACCGUUCGUUGCGUCGUGCACUUGGGGGGGAAAAUGUUUGUGAGAAAAUAAAACACGGAACAAACAAACCAUAGAACAAGAAAUGGGGGAAAAACAAACAAAAUAAACAUUACUACGAAGAAUGUCGCCUGUAUAUUCCAACAAAAAAAA
Messenger RNA from Anopheles stephensi (Asian malaria mosquito), 10314 nucleotides. RefSeq names its product dentin sialophosphoprotein (gene fid). Bases 2152 to 6645 code for a protein of 1497 amino acids. Gene Ontology annotation, biological process: tRNA wobble uridine modification. Lineage: Eukaryota; Metazoa; Arthropoda; Insecta; Diptera; Culicidae. The record is from RefSeq and is a predicted model, not a curated record. The transcript has 7 exons. Gene Ontology annotation, molecular function: tRNA binding; S-adenosylmethionine-dependent methyltransferase activity. Gene Ontology annotation, cellular component: cytoplasm; nucleus.